Molecule: messenger RNA, 3180 nt
Organism: Lucilia cuprina (Australian sheep blowfly)
Lineage: Eukaryota; Metazoa; Arthropoda; Insecta; Diptera; Calliphoridae
Product: cell surface glycoprotein 1
Exons: 1
Coding region: 169-2967 (932 amino acids)
Cellular component (GO): extracellular region
Molecular function (GO): chitin binding
Source: RefSeq, a predicted model, not a curated record
CUACUAAUUAGUUUGUUUCGAUUUUUGACUCAUAACGGUUAUUGGGCAUACCGGGUUAUAUAAAUAAAGAAAAAAUUCAAAAUUCGCUGAACUAAAGUUUAAAAUAGUGUGUUUUUAAUUCACCGUUAAACGGUUAUAGACAAAAAAGAAGAAGAAAAAAAAAACACAAUGAAAAAUUUAAUAUUUUUGAGUGUGUUAUUAUUCGCGGUUGGUAUCGGUGCCGAUAUUAUCGAAGAUAAUCCAUGUAAACUUCCCGGUUUUUUUGCGAUUAAAGAUAAUAGUCCCGUUUUUUAUGGUUGUUACGCUAAUAAGUACGGUGGUUUAACUUUAAAAUAUUUGUCUUGUCAAAAGGGUGAAGUGUUUAGCUCACAUAAAGGAUAUUGCGUUCCUACAGCUACUUUGAAUGAAAUAAAUGAUGAAAGUGAAGUUACUAACGCUCCAGAUGUAGAAGAUCCAACAAUACCCACAGAAUCUACAGUUGGAGAUGUUGAAAAUCCUACAGUUCCUACCGAAGCUACACCAGUACCAGAAGAAGUUGAGAACCCCACAAUUCCAACCGAAGCUACAACAGUACCGGGAGAAGUUGAAAAUCCUACAAUUCCUACAGAAACUACGCUAGCACCAGGUGAAGUUGAAAAUCCAACUAUUCCUACUGAAACAACUGAUAAACCAGCAACUGAAGCGCCUACUAAAGCUCCCUCAACUGAAGCCCCUGCUACCGAAGCUCCCUCAACUGAAGCUCCUGCUACUGAAGCUCCCGCUACCAAAACUCCUGCUACUGAAGCUCCUGCUACCGAAGUUCCUGCUACUGAAGCUCCUGCUACUGAAGCUCCUGCUACUGAAGAUCCUGCUACUGAAGCUCCUGCUACUGAAGCUCCUGCUACUGAAGCUCCUGCUACUGAAGCUCCUGCUACUGAAGCUCCAGCUACUGAAGCUCCUGCUACCGAAGCUCCUGCUACCGAAGCUCCAGCUACUGAAGCUCCAUCUACUGAAGCUCCAGCUACUGAAGCUCCAGCUACUGAAGUUCCUGCUACUGAAGCUCCUGCUACCGAAGCUCCUGCUACUGAAGCACCAGCCACUGAAGCUCCCGCUACUGAAGCUCCUGCUACCGAAGCUCCUGCUACUGAAGCUCCUGCUACCGAAGCUCCAGCUACUGAAGCUCCUGCUACCGAAGCUCCUGCUACCGAAGCUCCUGCUACUGAAGCUCCUUCAACUGAAGCUCCUUCAACUGAAGCUCCUGCUACUGAAGCUCCUGCUACCGAAGCUCCUGCAACCGAAGCUCCUGCUACUGAAGCUCCUGCUACUGAAACUCCUGCUACCGAAACUCCUUCAACUGAAACACCCGCCACCGAAACUCCCGCAACUGAAGUCACAACUACUGAAAGUGGUGAAACCGAAACAACUGAUAAACCUGUUCACGAUUUUAUUUGUCCCACUACCGGAUUUUUCCCUCAAGAUGGUAGCUGCAGCGAAUUUAACUAUUGUUGUGAAAUUGAUGGUGAAUUGAAAGCAUUUAGACGUCACUGUCCUAAUGGUCAAAACUUCUAUCCCAUAGGAGGAUAUUGUACCGCAAACUACGACUGCAAUGAUGCACCAACUAUUGCUCCAGUAACAACUGAUGCUCCAGUAACAACUGAUGUUCCAGUAACAACUGAUGCUCCAGUAACAACUGAUGCUCCUGUGACAACUGAUACUCCUGUUACAACCGAAGCUCCAGUAACUACUGAUGCUCCUGUAACAACCGAAGCUCCCGUUACAACUGAUGCUCCUGUAACUACUGAAGCACCUGUUACUACUGAUGCACCUGUAACAACUAAAGCUCCUGUUACUACUGAAGCACCUGUAACAACUGAAGCUCCCGCUACUGAACCAACUAAAGCUCCUGUAACUACUGAAGCUCCCGCUACUGAAACAACUAAAGCUCCUGUAACUACCGAAGCUCCCGCUACUGAACCAACUAAAGCUCCUGUAACUACUGAAGCUCCCGCUACUGAAACAACUAAAGCUCCUGAAACUACCGAAGCUCCUGUAACUACCAAAGCUCCUGCUACUGAACCAACUAAAGUUCCUGAAACAACUGAAGCUCCUGUAACUACUGAACCAACUAAAACCCCUGUAACUACCGAAGCUCCCGCUACUGAACCAACUAAAGCUCCUGAAACCGAACCAACCAAAGCCCCUAACACUGAAGCUCCCGCUACUGAACCAACCAAAGCCCCUGAAACUGAAGCUCCCUCUACUGAACCAACUAAAGCUCCAGAAACCGAACCAACCAAAGCUCCUGAAACUGAAGCUCCCGCUACUGAACCAACUAAAGCUCCUGAAACCGAACCAACCAAAGCCCCUGAAACUGAAGCUCCCGCUACUGAACCAACUAAAGCUCCUGAAACCGAACCAACUAAAGCUCCUGAAACCGAACCAACUAAAGCUCCAGAAACCGAACCAACCAAAGCCCCUGAAACCGGAGCUCCCGCUACUGAACCAACUAAAGCUCCUGAAACCGAACCAACUAAGGCUCCUGAAACCGAUCCAACCAAAGCCCCUGAAACUGAAGCCCCCGCUACAGAACCCACUAAAGCUCCUGAAACCGAACCAACUAAGGCUCCUGAAAACGAACCAACCAAAGCCCCUGAAACUGAAGCAACCGCUACAGAACCCACUAAAGCUCCUGAAGCUGAAACUACUAAACCUCCAGUAACUGAACCACCACAAUCUCCAGAAAAAGUUGCCCCACAAAUCGCCAAAACCGAUGAAUUCGUAUGCUUGUCUGAGGGAACAUACGCUCAUGCCAACGACUGCGCCAAAUAUUACAAGUGCAAAUGGAAUAAAACAACUGAAAACUUCGUAGUGGAAAUCAAACAGUGUGCCGAAAAACAAGUUUAUAAUACCUUUACUGAUAGAUGUGAUCGUGAAGGCAUUAUAACUUGCUUGGGACGCCCAAAGAACUCUAGAUUUAAUAGAUUGUAAAUUUAAAAAGAAGAAACUUUAUUAAUAUUAAACGAACGAAUUUGUAUUAACGUUAAAGGAUUUUGAAUAAAAUUCGGUUAAUGCCAAGCACAUGAUGAUAAUCUUUAUUAUUUUGUAAAAAUAAAAAAAAAUUAUUUAUUGUAAUAAGUAUUUAUGCUGACUUAAUAAAAUAUAUUACGUAUACUAUAGUAUUUAUCAUAUACAAGCGAAAAA